Molecule: messenger RNA, 366 nt
Organism: Macrosiphum euphorbiae (potato aphid)
Lineage: Eukaryota; Metazoa; Arthropoda; Insecta; Hemiptera; Aphididae
Source: the annotation of a GenBank genome assembly
AUGUUAAAGUCACCAUCAUCUCGAUUUGAUCCACUCGAAAUAGGUUCAACCGUUAGAGUAUCGAUACCAGAUGUAGAUCGUGCUCGCGGAGCUCCGCGUAAUUUAUUAGCAGUCGUUUUAGAUGUCGAAAAUGAUCUUUACAAAUUAGUACCUUGUAAAGAAAAACUUCUCGACAUACCUAAGUUCAUCAAAGAAAAAGAGCUUACUCUUCGAGAGGCAGCAGGUUUGAGCAGUAUUUCAGGCACUCAAGGGUACCAACGAUGUCACUGCAAAACUAAAUGUAAAAAUAAUAAAUGUGCUUGUCGUUCUUCAGGCAAACUUUGUAAUUCAAAAUGCCAUGGAUCAUUACCAUGUGAAAAUAAGUAG